This is a messenger RNA of Pyricularia grisea, 186 nucleotides long. RefSeq lists its product as uncharacterized. The record is from RefSeq and is a predicted model, not a curated record. The transcript has 2 exons. Lineage: Eukaryota; Fungi; Ascomycota; Sordariomycetes; Magnaporthales; Pyriculariaceae. The annotation marks the transcript as partial.
ACAACCCACAGCUGUGGCCACGGACAGAUAACUGCAGCGGAAUGGUGCGAGAAGUAUAAAAACUCGUUGCAAUCUAGCAUACGAUGCCCGAUAAAUAUAAAGUAUUACAUGGAGGAAGAGAGACUGUGCAAUCAGCUGGGCUGCUCAUACCAUACAUCCAAGUGCAAGAAUAAAUCUAUCGUUUAA